Zophobas morio is the source of this 3336-nucleotide messenger RNA. RefSeq lists its product as uncharacterized. The record is from RefSeq and is a predicted model, not a curated record. The coding region runs from base 86 to 3001 and encodes 971 amino acids. Lineage: Eukaryota; Metazoa; Arthropoda; Insecta; Coleoptera; Tenebrionidae. The transcript has 6 exons.
GUGAUUUUAGUGUUAGUGAUUAGAAUAAACAGACAAUUAAUUAAUAAUAGUGUAAGUGUGACAAUAAAUUUCGUUUAUUUGCACGAUGACGAGCACAUUAGCCAAAAAUACUUGUUCUGUAAAAGGCUGCGGAAAGCGAGAGCUACCGAUGUACCGUUUCCCCAAUCCAAAAACAAACGGGGAACGUUUUCGUAAGUGGGUUCUGGCAGCAAAUAAUCCUCGAUUCGAGCAACUAGGAGAUAAUGGUAUUUAUAAAAAGUGUUUCGUUUGCCACAACCAUUUUAAGGAAGAGGAUAAAAUCCUGAAUUCGCGUUUAUUAAGGAAAACUGCUGUGCCUUCGCAAAAUUUGCCGAUUGGUCCAUCGUUUGCCACAGAACAGGGAAUUGAUGCACCAUCACCUCCAAGACCAUCCCAAUCUGAGGAGGACCUAAUUUUUAGAACACCACAACGUGAACUCAUUUUUAUGCCCAGCUCGGUACGAAAACGUGUUACACCAUCAGCCUGUUCACCAUCCACGUCUGGAGGUGUAUUUCCCAGGAGCGUCGUGCAGAGAACAUUAUUUCCCUCCAUAAGUAAUGGAGUGAGCAGUAAUGAAGAGGGACUUGGUGUGGCGCCAUUAUCAGUGUUGGACAGCGUCCCAAUAACUGGGUCCGUUAAGGCAUCGCUAGUGAUAGUGUCAGCACCAGCACCAGCACCAGAAAUCAGACAGGUGGAAACGAGAGCAGAAAAGACAGGCACGGAAUCCACGAUUCUUCAACGACUGAAGAUCAGAAAAAAGAAGAGUAUUUUUAACGAAAUUGAAUGCAAAUUAUACGCUGAGGCUCAACGUUUGCAACAAAAAGCUUCCAGAUUAAAGAAACAGAAUGCAGAUUUAAAGACAAACAUAAGGGUGGCUUCUAAGUUAAGGAAAAACGAGGCGUUCACAAAAUUAAGCGAAAACAUGACACCAGUACAGCAAAGAUUUGUUCAAAGUCAUUUCCGUAAUGUUGCAAGGAAACAAAAAGGUAGAACUUUCACUUUUCAAGACAAGGCCGAUGCAAUCGCAAUUUGGAAAAACGGACCCAAAACAUAUAAACUCUUGUCAAAAAUGUUCGUUUUGCCUUCAGUGACAACACUGAAGGCCACGUUGCGUAAUGUACCGGUGAAACCAGGCAUCUCAAAACCUAUUUUCGAGGUCCUCAAGCGGCAAAUAAGCCGAAUGAAAAAGCCUCAGCACAAGUUGUGCACACUGCUUUUUGACGAAAUGGCCAUUCAACCUCAUUUGGAUUACUUGCCGCAUGAGGACAAGAUCAUAGGUUUUGAAGAUGAUGGUUUCAAUCAAACCAGGAACAUAGCGGACCAUGUAUGUGUGUUCAUGUUGCGAGGUAUUUACAAAAGGUGGAAGCAACCAGUUGCUUUCGCUUUUUGUAAAUCCUCAAUGCAACCACACAACAUCGUCCGCUUUGUUAAGGAAAUAAUAAAAGAAGCCACAGCAGUCGGUCUAAACGUGAUCGCAUCGGUGUGUGACCAAGGCACCACCAACGUUAAAGCGAUUGGCACGCUUCUUAGUGACACACGAAGGGACGCUAUUUUGAAAGGUGAGGAGGUCAAAGAAGGAAUUUUUUCAGUGGAUGGCCAUGAAGUAAUUCCAUUGUUUGAUCCUCCUCACCUUUUAAAAAGUUUCCGAAACAACAUGCUCACUAAGAACGUGUCUUUCGUAAAAAAUGGUGUUCGCCACGUUGCCAAAUGGUCACACAUUGUGGAUGCUUUCCUUUUAGACCAAGGGCGCAAUCUUCGGAGCAUGAGGAAACUUUCAAAACAUCAUGUCUUACCGAGUAAGAUAAGAAAAAUGAAAGUUUCCUUAUGCUCCCAAGUAUUUAGUGCUACUGUGGCUGCUUUUAUUGACCUGGUUGCCGGAGCAACAUUACAAAGGAGUGGAAGGUCUUUGCCAUCUGAAGCCGUUGAUACCAGUGUGUUGAUCAAAUUCCUUGAUACUGUUUUUGACAGUGUCAAUGGAGGGAUCGGACAUGUUUCUGGGAAAGUGCUGCGAGGAAUGGUUACAAGAAAUUCUCCUCAUCAAAAGGUCUGGACAGAAGCGAAGCGAAUGUUUUCCGAGAUGGAAUUUGUGAAGUCUAAGCCUGCAGAUCGAGCACGGCCUCCAGUCUUAGAUGGAUGGUGUCGUACACUGAACGGUUUCAUCUUAAUCAAGGAAACUCUCCAGGGGCUUGAUUUAAAUACGUUUCCGGCAAGAGCGUUUAACCAAGAUCCGUUGGAAAAUUUCUUUGGUCAAGUGAGGCAGUAUGGAGUUAGAUACACAAAUCCAACUUGCAAAAUGUUCCUUCCGUUCUACAAGUCUCUUUUGAUUAGGAAUUUUUCUUCUUAUCAUUCCAGUAAUUCUAAUUGUGAACAAGAUGAUGAUUCAUUGUUGGUCACAAUUAGAGAUUUUCUCUCCCAGAAAGAUGUGGCACACGAAGAACUGGCCGAUAGGUGGAAACCGCCACCUAUUCAUGAAGUUGCAAGUGAUCUUCUGGACGCAAACGUUUUGGGUUACGUUGGUGGGUAUCUUAUCAAGCAUAUUUCGCCGGAGAAAUAUGCUUGUGAAACCUGUCAACGUAACCUUCAACAUUCCGGUCCACCAGAUCCCUUGUAUCAUGAACUGGUGAACUUGAGAGAAUACACUAACGAUGAAAAAAAACGUCUGCAGUACAUGAACGUUGAGGUGAUUAAAGUUUUGUGUAAACUUUACCAUCAACUCAACGUUCUUGUACCGUCCGGACUUUUUCAUCGUCAGUUCUCUCAAAGGCUGAUUAGCUACCUUCGCUCAACGAACGAUCUUCCGUUUGAGCCUUGUGCUCAUUCGGAAGAAGUUAAGACAACAAUUUUCGGCCAGUUUGUAAGAUUAUUUAUUUUUGGAUAUACGAAAAGAUUGAGCAACAUUAUUUUUGGGAAACAGGAACCGCGGAAAAAUGAUGAGUUGGAAAUGGAGCUGUAUCAGGUGUACAUGCGAUAUAGAAGCAAGUAAAGAACUUUAUAUUUUUAUAAUUUAUUAUGUAGGUAUACAAAUUAAUCUACGUUGGCAUAAUGUAUUCGAAAAAUGGAUUUAUCCCACUUACUCACUUUUUAGGAAAGGCUAGUCAUUACGAAUACUUUCGUAUCAAGCAGCGAAUUUCAUUCCAGUUAUAUAUAUGUUUUUAUAAUUAUUUAUUAUUACAAUAUUAUCAUUAUAAUGAAGUGUAUUUUGUUUACACUACUUUUUACUUAAUGCAUCAUUGGAAUAGUCAACAAUUGUGAACGUGCUUAUACGUAUAUUAUGUUGCUUGAAUUUUAAUUGUCGUGUAAUAAACUGAACUGAAAUAU